AGAGAGAGAGAGAGAGAGAGAGAGAGAGAAUGAGAAUGGCGCAUGUUCAACCACUGUGCGAUGAUAUUCUACUUGAUAUCUUUCUCAGACUCCCUGUGGAUUCAGUAUUCAGAUUCAAAUCGGUGUCGAAGAGAUGGAACCGUCUCCUCUCCGCUCCUUCGUUCCGUUCCAAGUACCAAUCCAUGCGCGUUGGAGAUGCCGAGGUUGUUCUGCGCUCUCCGGUGCUAUUAGGUUUUUUCCAAGGCUCUCCUUUUUACGUGCCAAAGGAAAUCCGUGACAUAACCACACCAAGGCUCUCCUUCUUACCCGCUUCCCAGAAGACAACGUACAUGAAAUCGCGCAAAUUCAUCGACAAACUAGGUUGCUUCUUCGUCGGUUCUUCCAACGGGAUCAUCCUCUGUGGACGCCACCCCAGCACAUACUACGUCUGCAAUCCAGCCACGGACCGGGUUGUCCAGGUCCCUAAACCAAGCAACAAAACGUGCGGUGCCAUGAACGUGGCAAUAGGGUUUUCAUACGAGGAAAUCCACGACGCUGUAAGCGAUACCCUACGGGGAAAAUACAAGGUGGUUCAAGCCGACUUGAGGACCGCAAGCGAGAUUAGGUACGACACCUUGUUGGUCGAGACCUAUUCUUCCGACACUGGUGUGUGGGAACAAUCCUUGUUGAGAGGGUCUAUCCCCUUCCUACUAGUCCCGUGGUGGCCUAGCACUGUUUUGCGUGGUGUCAUUUAUUGGUCUGCGUAUCACAGUACCAUUGCUGCCUAUGACCCUAAUGCUUCACAUAAUUGGGUAUGGUUGAUCAAGCUGCCCCAAUCGAACGGCAUUCAGAAUUUCGUAUUGACAGAAUCUCCGGAUGGGAUGCUGCACUGUGGUAUGGAUGAUCGUAUGGAUGAUGACGCCAGCCAAUUACUACUCGGGUUCAAGAUAUUUAAGCUUCAGAAGAAUCUAGAGAGUUAUGGUUACACUACAAUGGUCUCAGCAACCGAAUGGAUUGAACUAUACAAGUUUUAUUAUAAUUGGAGGAUUGACCAAUAUCCACAUCUAAUAGCUUUUUGUCCGCUUAAUCCCAGGUAUAUACUAAUCAGGUUUGGUCUCGAAAUCACGUGGUGUGACGUUGAAGAAGGCCGUCUAUCACUGGUUGGAUAUGAUGGCAAUAUUUCGUCGGGCUAUGAGUUCCACUUAUUCCCAUACUUUCUACCAUGGCCUUGGCCUUGGCCCCGUGCUCUGCCUUGACUUGAAAUUUCUCAACCAUUUGUGAUCUUAUUGCAUUCCAUUUUAGUAUUGAUAUCUAUUCAUCAAUGACUUUAUUUUCCCUCACAAUUGCCUCGACCGUACCUGAAAGGAUUGUGAAGCGACGGUAGAUGAAUGUUUUGCUACCUCUGUUUUCAAAGCAAGGUUUGUUAAAAGAUUAAUCUAGACGCUACCACAAAAUUUUGUUCGUUGAUUCUAUUUGGU
Molecule: messenger RNA, 1457 nt
Organism: Rhododendron vialii
Lineage: Eukaryota; Viridiplantae; Streptophyta; Magnoliopsida; Ericales; Ericaceae
Product: F-box protein At5g03970-like
Exons: 1
Coding region: 30-1235 (401 amino acids)
Molecular function (GO): protein binding
Source: RefSeq, a predicted model, not a curated record